Kwoniella botswanensis is the source of this 3312-nucleotide messenger RNA. RefSeq lists its product as uncharacterized. Gene Ontology annotation, cellular component: cytoplasm. NCBI's taxonomy places the organism in Eukaryota, Fungi, Basidiomycota, Tremellomycetes, Tremellales, Cryptococcaceae. The coding region runs from base 1 to 3312 and encodes 1103 amino acids. Gene Ontology annotation, molecular function: ATP binding; protein kinase activity. The transcript is spliced from 16 exons. Gene Ontology annotation, biological process: cell surface receptor signaling pathway; protein phosphorylation. The record is from RefSeq and is a predicted model, not a curated record.
AUGACCUCACCACCUCCUGUCCCUCCAAAGGAUAUAUCCACCCCUUCGAUGACUGUCAAAUCCAAAUCGAAGAUCUCCCUCGAUAUGCUCAAACGACCCAAAUCACCUACUUCUUCGGAGAAGAGCAAGGAUGAGAAGAGUUCAAACAAGAUGAAAGAGUUCCUUUCCGGUUUAGGAUCUAAGAAGAAAUCAAAUAUAGCAACCGGUUCAACUUCGACUGGCAAUGAUGAUGCGAAGAGUGAUACUACCGCUAGGCUUACUUCUCCAGUCCAGCCAGUCGCAGAAAAAGGCAUUAUCAAAGUUUCGACUCAACCUAAGACCCUCUCAACUAAGCGUGUACCAGCCAUACCUGAUAUUCAAGUUAGUAAGGCGGGAAGACCUCUUUCCCCCUCAAAAUCAAGUUUAGUCGACUCAUCCAACCCCUUCCAUCAAGCUGUUAUCAACGCUCAAAGAAGGGUUGAUACUCUCAACACUACCACUAUCGUUCUCAAGGGUAUCGCCGCUGGACUGGCUGCAGGUACAGCAGCAUGGAUGCCAGGGGUGGGCGAAGCGGUGGGAGUCGUAUUGGGAAUGGUAGAGACGGCGGAACGCAUCUCGGUAGGAAGGGUAGCUGCGCUUCGUUUGGUCGAAAGAUCUGCUACAGUUUUAGAUGCGGUUGAGAAAGCUAUCAUCCAACAUAAAGGUGUUAUACCACGCAUCAUGAUCGAUAACAUCAAUCAGCUCUUGACUCAUUUACAUGACAACAACCGAUUCCUCGUUAGGCUUUCCGAACGAUCCUUUUUGAAACUCUAUCUGCAUUCGGACGAAACCACGAGAAAAAUUGGGACUGUUACAGAGAAUCUCGAAGAUUUUGUUAAGAUCUUUCAGCUACAAUCUCAAAUAUCUACCGCAGCUUGGGAAGAACAGUCCAUGAGGGAUCAUGACAAAGAUAUGGAGAUCCUUCUUCAGAAGCUGGAUGAGGCUAGAGACAGUGAUCAAAAGAUGCUUGGGGUACUUGCGCUUAAGAGUGAAGCGCAGCAAGAAGCUAUCAAAACUCUACAAAGAUCACUCGAUCAGGUGCUCAUUUUCCAGCAAGCCGAAUACAACAGCCAUCAUCCUACAUCACCUGUAGGCGGAUUUGAAGCGUCAUCUUACUUGGCAAUCGAAAGCCCCGUUAUUCCACCAACGCCCAUCACAUUACCCCAUACCUCGGCUCCCGCUCAUUGGAGAGCCUUGAAAGGCAAAGGUAGUGUCGCCUCUAUCUCUUCUUCAUCGAGUGGUAUGACAGAUGUGGGUUCGAGGGGUCGAAGGUCUGGCCAAUGGAAGGGAAGUACACGGCCUCUUAGAUCACUCUGGGAGUCAGGUUCGCAAUCUCCCGAGGAGAAGGGUCCCCAUAGGCAGUUCUUCGAGAAAGCGCUUGAUGUACUGCGACGAACUAGCGAUGGUGAUACAGGGGAGGUCCCGGAUUGGACUAUCACCAGUUUAGAGAUAUCACAUGACGAGAAGAUCACUCAUGACGAGAGGAUCAACUCGGGAUACUUUUCCAUCAUUUGGCGUGGUCAUUGGCAAGGUCUUCCUGUGGCUAUCAAGGAACUUACUCCAAUGGCAGAUCGAAAGCUUUUUGUCAAAGAAGUAGAUGUUUGGCGUAGACUCAAAAGUGAACGAGUCUUACGAUUUUAUGGAGCUUCGAGUACUACUGGACCGCCACCCUGGUUCCUUGUCAGUCCUUUUAUGAGAAAUGGUAAUGUACUCAAUUACCUCUCAUCACCAGCGGGACGAGAGGCCAACAAGUUGGCCCUGAUUUGUGAGAUGGCUCAAGGAAUGGAAUAUCUACAUUCUAGGGAUAUCAUCCACGGUGACUUCAAAGCCUCGAACGUGCUGGUCAAUGACGAUGGACAUGCCAUCAUUUGCGAUUUUGGUCUCAGUCAACUGAAGAUGGACUAUACAACCAAGUCUCAUGCAUCUGCGGAUCAACCAAGCUCAGUAGCGGGAACGAUGAGAUGGCAAAGCCCAGAGAGGUUAGCUGGAGGUCUGCUUACGAGAGAGAAUGAUGUUUAUUCUUGGAGUAUGGCGGUGCACGAGGUACUGACGGGAUCGGUGCCUUUUGGAUAUGUGGAUAAUAGCAUCGUCAGGGCAAAUAUCAGAAACGGCGUUCGUCCAGAUCGUCCAUCCGGGGUCGAAGAUAGGCUGUGGCGUCUACUGAUCAAAUGCUGGGCUCAGAAUCCGAAAGACAGACCUACAUUCGAAAUAGUGGUAGAAGAGCUAUCGACGAUCUAUACACCCGCCAAGGAGCCCGAGAGGCAGCCUACACAUGUGAAUGUGUCAUCCUCCGAGACCACCGAGACCUCCUAUGUCACCGCCAGCGAGGGUGGAGCACCGGACGAGCAGCAAGCCAUUUCGCCCGCUACCAGUACCCUUCCUCUACUCGAUUACAACGAGAGCAUGUCCAGCUCCUCAGGCUCGGUCGCCUCGAUACCCGCUCAUCUGGAGACAGAACCAUCGUUUGAAUCGGAUCGAGCAGAAAAACAUUACCGGCACUACCUCUCCCAUGAGUUUGAUGAUCGACUGUCUAUCGCCUUAUGGUUCCCUUCACCUGUUCCUUUGGGCAGUAUAGGUUAUACCCGCCGCGGCCAAUUCGUUCGUCUGAUGGAUGCUCACAUUCCUCCUGUAGGCAUAGGAAGUCUUCCGCCGAUGCCGUAUCUAGAUGAGUUCAGCUCCCUUCAUACCACUAGAGUGGCAGUGAAUGCUCGAGGAACUACAGGAAAGGGUUUGGACAUGGUAGCUGCGUUGACAAAUUUCAUUAAGCCGACAGGAGAAAGCUCACAGAAAGCGGUUAGUCGACGCAUACCAUUUCCGCUCAAGCCUGGGAUGAAACAAGCAGCUCUAAUAGUCGAAGAUGGCACGUUCGAGAUAUACAAAUCCCUAGCUGAAGCUAGAUCGUACCUUACCGCCAACAUACAGUGGAUCUUACAAGAAUUUGGCGAUCAACAUCAAAUCAGCCAAGAAGAUGUCAUCAUAGUCGUCGGCACGCUUACUGCUCGAAAUUAUGCAGCGGUUAUAUCCAACUUCGCACCAAGUACGACUUUGACUUUCAACGUUCAUGCCUCCUCGUACCGUACUGAUGGUGAGCCCUGGGGCACCUGGACGGUCAAUCAAAAAACCCCUGGAUCGACCCAGUCCCAAAGAAAAGAACGCAAAGGAUCUCAAGUGGAUGAAAAUAAGUUGAAAUAUUGCUGUAAGGUGUCUAGGUGUUCAUCGACUUCGGCAGACGCUGUACUUCUGGCGAAACUCAGAUUUUCGCCAGGUGCAUCCGAUCCGACAUUAUAUCCCUGA